Conger conger (European conger) is the source of this 6030-nucleotide messenger RNA. RefSeq names its product zinc fingers and homeoboxes protein 1-like. Lineage: Eukaryota; Metazoa; Chordata; Actinopteri; Anguilliformes; Congridae. The record is from RefSeq and is a predicted model, not a curated record. Gene Ontology annotation, biological process: regulation of transcription by RNA polymerase II. Gene Ontology annotation, molecular function: DNA-binding transcription factor activity, RNA polymerase II-specific; DNA binding. Bases 510 to 3206 code for a protein of 898 amino acids. Gene Ontology annotation, cellular component: nucleus. The transcript has 3 exons.
CGGUCGAUUAAAAAACUAGCUACGAUUUAGCUACAAUACACGAACUAUUUUCUUUGUCCAAUAUAGUAAUGGCUAACUUGUCUGUGUAACUGCAUGUACCACUGAUUCUAUCGAAAGCGAAAACCGAAAGUAACGGAGGCCAAAAAACAUUCUGCAUUUUUUGUUGCGCAUCUGUGGCUACGGCAGUCGGACUCGUUUCAUUUGCCUGCCUCUGCUCUCUGCUCUCUGCUGCUGCUGCUUGAGCCUGUAGCCGCACAACAACAGACUGUUCACUUAAGGGAGGGAACGAAGAGGCUGAAACGGAAGACAGCACUGCAGAGCUGCCCUCCGUGGAGCUAUCGGCUGAGCGACUCUUCAUUCUGGGAGCAACUGGGGACCACUUCAUACUGCGCAAAUGUCAAAACAUGUGAAAUUAACUGUCUAAUGAGGAGGAAUAAUUAACAAAUAAGCACAAUUAAUUGUUAUAAUUUUUUCAAACCAAUCUUUUGUUUUGGCGUUAUUGGCACGCAAUGGCUAGCAAACGGAAGUCAACGACUCCCUGCAUGGUCCUUCCUUCUGAAACGGUGGAGCAGGACGCAAAGAUGGUGGCGAUAACAGAGGGAGAGGAACAAGCCGAGGAUGAAGUGGCAGCUCCUGCUGAAGACACCAAGGCCUCAGAAGAAAAUGAACCGGGUGAGGACGACAUGCAGGCCGUUGACCGCUACAUCAAAACCAUGGACUCCAGUAUGGUAGAAGGAGGCUACGAGUGCAAAUACUGCAGCUUCCAGACCCCAGACCUCAACAUGUUCACGUUUCACGUUGACACUGAGCACCCAAAUGUGGUUCUCAACUCCUCCUACGUGUGUGUGGAGUGCAACUUUCUAACUAAGCGGUACGAUGCACUUUCGGAGCACAACACACGUUACCAUCCAGGGGAGGACAAUUUCACAAGGACCAUGGUGAAGCGCAACAACCAGACCAUCUUUGAACAGACGGUCAAUGAUUUGACAUUUGACGGCAGUUUUGUGCAGCAGGAGGCGGGCGAGGAAGGAGAGGACAUCUCCGUCUCUGGCAUCCCACUCAGCAAGACCCCCAUCAUGAAGAUGAAGAACAAGGCCGAGCCCAAAAGGAUCGCCGUGUCCCACAAGGUGGCUGAGGAGGAUGAGGUGAAGGUGGAGAGCGAGGGUGAGCAGGAGCCCAAGGAGGUGACCUCGGUCCCUGCCAUCACCCCAGUCCCUGUCGAACAGGUCAAGCCCAGCAUCGUUGUCAACUGCUCCAAUCUGCUGCAGGCGGAGCCAAAGAAGACCAUCAUCAACUCAGCCACUGUUCUCCCAGCAAGCCUGGCCCAGGUCCUGUCUGCCCUGCAGGCACAGCAGAACUCUCAGACCCAGCUGCUGAUACCAGUCAGCAGUAUCCCCACAUACAAUGGAGCCAUGGACAGCAACACACUGCUGGUCAGCACCUACAACAAGUUCCCGUACCCCUCGGUGUCUGAGAUCAUGGGGCUUGCGGCCCAGACGAAGUUCACGGAGGAGCAGAUAAAGAUCUGGUUCUCUGCACAGCGGUUGAAGCACGGGGUGAGCUGGACCCCGGAGGAGGUGGAGGAUGCCAGGAGGAAACAGUUCAAUGGUACAGUUCACACGGUGCCCCAAACUAUAACCGUCAUCCCCGCCCACCUCUCUACUACCGCCAAUGGCUUGCAGUCUAUCCUACAGACUUGUCAGAUUGUGGGGCAGCCGGGCCUUGUCCUGACACAGGUCUGUGGAGCCAAUACUUUGCCAGUGACUACGCCCAUCACACUGACAGUAGCUGGAAUGGCCAACCAAGCACAGCUCCCAAAACCCGCCACUAUCCAGACAACCCCUCCUGCUGUGGAAACAAAGAGGGCCACCACUCUCCAGCCCCCUGCUCUGACCCCUCAGGAAAACUCUGCCCUCGGCCUGGACAGCCUUGGAUUGCGGACCAAGAAGUCCAAGGAGCAGUUGGGAGAGCUGAAGGCUAGCUACCUGAAGAAUCAUUUUGCCAGUGAUGCAGAGAUCUCCCGGCUGAUGAAGCUGACUGGCCUCACCAAGGGUGAGAUCAAGAAGUGGUUCAGUGAUACACGGUACAACCAGCGCAACUCGAAGAACAACCACGUCUUCGUUUUCAACGAGAGUCCCCCAAGCGCCGGCGGCAGUGCCCCCAUCAUAAUCGACUCGAGUGAUGAAACCACCGAGUCUCCCCCAUCGGUGCCUGUCAAAGAAACGCGUGCCAAGACGCGCAACCCUUUCCCAGACUUCACACUCCAGAAGUUCAAGGAGAAGACCCCUGAACAACUGCUGGUCUUGGAGGAGAGUUUUCAGAAAUGCAAAACGCCUACUGACGAGGAGCUGAGUAGGCUUAGGACAGAAACUAAGCUCACCCGGCGGGAGGUGGACGCCUGGUUCACAGAGCGGAGGAAAGCGCCGGAGGUGAUAGAACCUAAAGUUGAGCAGAAGGACAGUGAGGCUGUUAAAUCUCACUCCUCUCCCCGGCAGAGGAGCCAGACUCCUCCCAGCGGAAAGCGGCAGAGCAGGGACAAGAUGGGAAAGAAAACCCCAGAGCAGCUCCACAUCCUGAAAGCCGCAUUUGUGCGCACCCAGUGGCCAUCGGCAGAAGAGUAUGACAAGCUGGCGGAUGAGAGCGGGCUGCCCAGGUCUUACAUUGUCAAUUGGUUUGGCGACACUCGAUACGCCUGGAAAAACGGCAACCUCAAGUGGUACUACUUCUACCAAAGCGGGAACGUUGGGGCCAUAAAUGGCAGUGGGUACAGGAAGAGGGGGAAAGGCAGGGCUCGAAAUCGAGGCAGGGGGUGGUCCCGGAGGAACAAACGUUCCUCUAACUGGGCCCGGUCACCCCCUCCAAUGAAGUUCAAGAGUGGCAAAGAGUCUCUGAAGGAGUACUACCUCAAGCACAAGUUUUUGAAUGAGCAGGAUCUGGAUGAGCUGGUAGCGAAGUCUAACAUGGGUUAUGAGCAGGUGCGGGACUGGUUUGCUGAAGUUGGCAAAAGGCAGGAAAUGGGUGUGGACCCGUUUCUGGAGGACGUGGAGGAGGAGGCGGCGCAGGCGGAGGGUGAGAGUGAUGCGGUGGCGGAACAGCAGAUGGACGGCGCUGCAGAUGAAGAUGAAGAGGAAGAUGAAACUGAUGACAGCGAUGCAUGGGAGCCCCCCCAGAGUGUUAGACGAACACUGUCGGGAUCGGAGGAUUAGCUUUGAUGAUGAUCUAGAAUUUUCACUUUAUGUAUACUGCAGAAGAAGAUGGAAGAUGUUCAUCUCUCUGCUGAAUGAGCCUCAGCUGUGUUACGUAGUGGACCAACCAAAUGCAAAGGGAGUCACAGUUAUUUUCAAAUCCAAUGGAGGAUGUCUGGUGCCAAAGUAACGCUGCUGUUGGCGUUUCCUUUUUCCAGCAGAUUGGUUACUCUGAAAAUCUGUCUCGACACGGCUUCACCCUGAUCGUUAAACCUGUUAGCACAUUAUUUAUUAGGCAAACUGACCACUACCUCUGUUUUAUAAUGGGUCUUAGACCACUUCUUGGUGGUGAAACCUCACAUAAUUCUUACUGGUAACGUAAUGACUUUUGAGACCAAAUGUUCCUGAACAUUUGUGACAUCAAGUAUUCUUUUUUCCAAGUUCAAAGGAAGAACUCCUUAUUUAUUGCCCCCUCGUCAUUGUUUCAGCAAUGGCCUGUAAGGAGAUGGGGAAAGAAACAUAUGUAGAUAUCAUUGAAACCGGUACUAGAUCUUUUGAUCCUAAAUUGUUUGACCAGUAUUUUAACUCUUCUGCUGAGCAAUGAAAGACUGUAUUUAUUCUAGCAUUUGUGUUUCAAGUGCUUUUUUUAUUAACCAAAUACGGGAGCUAAUCAAACUUUUUCUAUCCGUUUUUAUGGGUGGAUAUCAGGGUUGUAAUCUUUUUCUUCAUUGUUCGCCUUGAACAUAAGAUAAAUGUUUAUUUCUAGGUGAAGUAAAACUCAGUUGGGGUCCUUUUGCCAGACUGAUGGAUCCUAAUAUUUUCCAUGUUUAAAACCAAACUAAAGCAAAGACCUAGAGAAGUGUCCCUGUGCAAAGGAACACAGUUUUAUCCAAAUGUAAAUUACUCCAGUGCACAAAAUUGUGCUUUUUAGUUCUUUUUUUGUAUGUACAGAUUUCCUUACAAAUCACGGGUAAGAAUAUCUCUUAAGCAGUGCAUUGAAUCAGCACUGUGUGAACCAUGCAGACUGAGUUGUAUCCUCAGAUACUACUGCACACAGUCAAGUCAUGUUAAAAAUGUUCAGGGCUAAUGGAAAGGGGAGUAUUUUCUGCUGUUGUGUGUGUGUGUCUGUGUGUGUGUCUGUGUGUGUGUCUGUGUGUGUGCGUGUGUGUGCGCGUGUGUGCGCGCGUGUGCGCGCGUGUGCGCGCGUGUGCGCGCGUGUGCGCGUCUGUCUGUCUGUGUGUCUGUGUGCGUGCAUACUUGCCUUGGUGUACAACAUCUACCAUUUUUAUUUUUAAAUCGGGUUGGACAUCCAAGACUGGUCCUCCCCCUACAAUUAGACUGUUCGGUUUUCAGAUAUGCAACAAUGUAACAAAAUGUGACAAGAUGGUAGCUUGGUUCGGCAAUUUACGGGGUCAAUUUGAAAUACUGUACAAUGAAAUUGUUUUUUUUUUAUUUUUUAUUCCUCUAACAGCUGGCUUCUUAAUAUGUGAAAGUACUUUAUUAAAUUAUUUAUUUGUUGUAUGUUUAAAAAACAUAAUUAGUCACUUUUAGAGCAAUAACAAAUGAAAGUGUUCUGAACAUAAUUAGUGGCUGUCCCAAUCUGGACUGUAAAUAAACAGCGCUUAAUGUAAAGAUUCACAGUCAUUAUGCUUUAAUUUCACUCACUUUUCACUAAGUUUGAUUAUGGAGAACUCCAGAAGGAUAUGGGAUACGGUCCGGGACUCUUACUAGCCGAUACUGUGGACUAUGCAGUUUGGAGUGUCUGACACUCGUUAAACAGUACCAAGGUCACAGGUACUCAAAAGACUGACUUGAAACUUCUAAUUGGUCCAGAAUGUUCUAGCUGCAAAACCACUAAGGACAAGGUAAAGUUGACAUUCAACUUGUACAUAUGUUAUGCCCUGGUAAUUGAUCUGUAGUUUUUAAUUCUUUUUUAAAUACUAUUUUCUAAUUUACAAUAAUGCUCAGCUUAAGCUUGACUUCAAUCCAUUGCUUGUGUGUGGUGUAUAGAAUAAAAUGAAUUAAUACAGUAGUUGGUUUGACCGUUUUGUUCUGCUCACUUGCGUAAAAAAGGGGAAAGACUUGUUUAAGAUUUAAGAGUAUUGCAUUUCUUUCCUACGAGUCUGUCCUGGACCAUCCAUCUUGACUUCAGCACAUAACAUCAAGGUCCUUAAUGACUGGGUGAAGUUUUGCCUAUAAUGUGUGUAAGUAGGUGAAUCUUGUACAUUGUUAUACUGUGUUUUCUUUUUCCUUUUUUCUUUGAAAAGAGUACUGAAUGACUUGUUUUUGAAGCCAUUUCUCAUUGGACAUGUUUGCUUAUAGAUGCAAAGAUUCUUGCUCAAAUGAUAAUUUUGCAAAAGCUGUUUUCCUGUAUGUGACACAGCUAGAAUAAUUUUAAAGAUUCAUUUCAUCUGGAAAUGCUUGUAUUUUUAUUAUCCUUCGUUGUAAAUCAAUGCGCUGUCAAACCUGCAACCAGUUAAAUGAAUAGGUGUAACGUGAUAAUUUCUAGCUAUUCUCCUACGGUUGCCUUUUGACUUAGUACAUUUUGUGAAAUAUCUAUGCUGAAAGUCAGGCAUGAUGAAAAGUUGCUGAUGUUAUAUGGUUUAUAAUUUGUUUUUCUGAGGAAUCUUGUGUUUUGUUAAUUACCUUGAUACAGGACAAUCCUGUGGACCCAUGCAAACACUCAUCAGCGACAAGCUUUGUUCUCUUGAACUGAAGGUAUUGUUGAGUGCAAUUUAAGACUAAAAUAUGUUUUAACAAGCUGUGGCUUUCACUUGGGUAAUACAAAAUAUAUCUUUUAUACUGAUGUGUUUGGAAACCGUGCUCAAUAAACCUUUGAAGAAGA